AUGAAAUUAUCACGAAAAUGUUGGCAAAAAAUUGUGUUAGGAAUUGAGACGAGUUGUGAUGACACAGCGGUUGCGAUUCUGAAUUCUAAAAGAGAAAUUUUGGCAGCUGAAAGAUUUACGAAUCGAAAGAUUCAGCAGGAAAUUGGAGGAAUUAGUCCGAUUGUUUGUGCUGAACAACAUCGAAAACAUCUUCCAAUACUUAUUGAGAAAUGUAUUUUUGAUGCGGGGAUUUCGAAAAAUGAAUUGGAUGCGAUUGCGGUAACAUCUACGCCUGGAUUGGUUAUUGCGUUGAAAGAAGGCAUAGGAAAAGCUAUCCAGUUGGCAAGGUUCGAAAAUUAACUUAUAUUAAAUCGGGCUGUUUUUAUUCCCCGAAUUUCAGAGAUCUAAAUCGUCCUCUAAUUCCAGUCCAUCAUAUGCGAGCACAUGCAUUAUCAAUUUAUUUAUCAGAAUAUGCAAGUACUAUUAAAUUCCCAUUUUCAACAUUUCUAAUAUCCGGAGGACACGCUCUUAUAGCAAUCGCAAAAUCAGCCGAAGAAUUUGAAUUAUACGGUAAAAGUUUAUCAGGAAGUCCUGGAGAAUGUCUCGAUAAAGUUGCUCGAGAAAUCUCAAUUCCUUCCGAAUAUUCUGGAAUUCAUGCUGGUGCAGCAAUUGAGAAAUUGGCUGAAAAUGCAGAAACUGAUGGAUAUUUGAAAUAUGCUGCUGUUUUGCCAAGCACUUCUGGAGCUGAUAUGCAGUUUUCACAAUUGAAAUCAACAUAUUUGAAUUUGGCUCGGAAACGGAGGGAAGAUUCUGAUUUUUCGGUGGAGAAUUUUUGCGCAAGUUUGCAGCAUUCUGUGGCUGCUCAUAUUUCAUCAAAAUUACAUUCGUUUUUUGAACAAAAUUCAUCGAAUCAAUUAGUUGUUGGCGGCGGAGUUGCAGCAAAUCAAUAUAUUUUCAAUGGUGAGGAUUUUUCCAUGUUAUAGAGGAACUGUUUUGAAAUUUCAGCAAUUCAAAAAGUUGCCAAAUUUUACAAUUGUGAAACUUUUCAAGUUCCUUUACGGUUAUGCAGUGAUAAUGCGGAGAUGAUUACAUUGACCGGAUUAAUGAUGUUGGAAUUGGGAUCGAGUUCAAUAAUUCCUCCUGAUAAAAUUCCGGACACAAUAUAUGCGCAUGCUCGGACAGAAAUCGGUGAGAAAAAUAUGGGAAAUUUUUUGAAAAUUUGUGAUUUUUUUGUUGAAAAAUUGCCAGUUGGCCAUAAAGUAUAGAAUUCUUCAGCUAAAUACAGUACCUCUCCAGUUCUAGGUAGAGUAAUCCAUCCGAAUCAAAGUCACAAAAAUAUCAACUCCGCUUUUUUCAAAAAAGAACAUUUCAGGAAUCGACUGCCGCCAUAAAAUCACACCAAAACCUUCAAAACGUCUGAUAAUUUCUACGAUAAAUGGCCAUCAACCAAUUCGUUUUUCAUACAAUCGAAAAUAA
Molecule: messenger RNA, 1455 nt
Organism: Caenorhabditis angaria
Lineage: Eukaryota; Metazoa; Nematoda; Chromadorea; Rhabditida; Rhabditidae
Source: the annotation of a GenBank genome assembly